UAUUUAAAGCUACCUUGGAGCUGCUAUAUUGGACAAGCUCAUGGGUUCUGUUUAUGGGAAAAUGCUCAUUUCUGCUUUCAUUCAUUUGCUACAAGCAAUUUGUAGACAACAGUUUUACUCCUAUUUUGGGUGCUUUGUCUCCUUCCCUUGUAUUCAGUUCCGGGAGUUGUCUGUAGGGACCGUAGUUUGAGCCGUAGGGCUGGUAUCCAGGAUAACUGUUGUCUUCAUUGCUUGAUCUAACUAUGCUGCGUAUCGGCUUUAAAUGAUUGGAGGACAUGUUUGUUUCUCAUGCAUAAAUGCAUUUUAAGCUUUUAUUUGCUGUGUCAUUCUCUCAGGGUGUCACUAUUCCAUCUUUUCUGACCAGUAAUUGUGGGCAUUGGCUGUAUCAAAAAUCUUGGUAUAGAGUAUUCUAGUUCAGUAUAGGCUAACUUUACGUUCCUGGUACCUGGCGUGAGUACUCUAGUACUUUUAGGUUUGAUUGAAUUGGAAGCUUCGGAUGUUUGUUGGCCAACCAUGAAUUUGGCUAUUCCUACUAAAGUAUUUUAAUUAGAUGCUUCCCUAUUCCUCUAUUCUUGACUUGAUGGUGUUUAUAUGCCCUUCAGAGAUUCAGCGAAUAUUGAUAUCAACAACCCUGGGUCUUAAUGGUGUUUACCACUCCUCAAUGCCAUUUUAUUUUGAUAAUAAAUGACUGGAAACUGAUAGCUGAACCACGGUUGGUUGUUUUCAACUCCGUUUUGAUGUCCACUCAUUUUAAUGUCUCUCUUUGCAGUUUGGAUGAGGGGGCUUUACAUCAAUGAAAUAUAAAGACUAAAGAAGCUCUUUUUCCUAACAAAGCAUUAAGGUGGUAAUAUAUGAAGCUCCAGACAGAAGUUGCCAUUGCUUAUCUUAUCAGCUUUAUCUGGAUUCUGCAAAUUCAUUGCGAUGAACUUUCUAGUACUUCUAGCAGAAACAAAUGGACAUGUAAAUGUUCUUCCUACCAUGGAAAUCAGAGUUAUACUGUUAAAUCCAACUGUUCCACAGCCUGUGAUUGCAUUCCAGAUGCUGGAGGAAGUGGAAGCACAUGGACGUGUACAUGCACUGCUGACGGGUUUCCUAAGUUAGUUUCUGACAAUGUUGAUAGAAACUGUUUUACAGCUUGCAACUGCACGUCUGGAUCUCUCAGCACGGCACAAGUCUCAAAAAAGCACAUUUCAAGCAAAGUUGUUGUGAUUAUUCUAUUACUGUGUGCCAUUCUCACAACUUUUGCAUUUCUUGCCUCUGCCAUUUGCUAUGUCUAUCGAAGGGACAAGUUCUCAUCAGACAAGGAAAAAAAUUGCGAUAGUGCUACCAACUUAAUAAGUCUUAGGACUUCUUCAGCACUACAGAGCAAAUUUUCUAUAGAUAUUCCCACAAAUCCUUUUACAGGAUGCUUUCAGAAGACUUCUUUGUUACUUAGAAGCAAAACAGGGAAUACACAUGGAACCAUCAUCCAAUUUUCAUAUUCUCAAUUGGAAAGUGCAACCAGAAAGUUCUCGAACUCUAAUCUUAUUGGAGUUGGAGGAAGCAGCUAUGUUUAUCGUGGUCAGCUCAGAAAUGGCAGAAUUGUGGCAAUUAAGCGGCUAAAAACUCAGGGGGGACCAGAUUCAGAAUCUCUAUUUUCAACGGAGAUUGAACUAUUAUCCAGACUUCAUCAUUGUCAUGUGGUGCCUUUGCUUGGCUACUGCUCAGAAUCCAUGGGAAAAAAUGCUGAGAGGCUUCUGGUAUUUGAGUACAUGCCUAAUGGUAAUUUGAGAGAGAGUUUGGAUGAGGGCUCGGGUAGAGAAAUGGAUUGGCCUACUCGAGUUGCAAUUGCAAUUGGAGCUGCAAGAGGCUUGGAAUAUCUUCAUGAAGCAGCUGCUCCAAGGAUUCUGCAUUGUGAUGUCAAAUCAACAAACAUUCUCCUGGAUGAUAAUUGGAGAGCGAAAAUAACUGAUCUUGGUAUGGCUAAAUUCUUAAGAGCUGACGGUCUCCCCAGCUGCUCCAAUUCUCCAGCAAAAAUGCAGGGGACUUUUGGCUAUUUUGCACCAGAGUAUGCUAUUGUCGGAAAAGCCUCACCCAAGUCAGACGUUUUCAGUUUUGGGGUAGUUCUUCUUGAGCUUAUUAGUGGUCGGCAACCCAUCUAUAAAUUGAGCUGCAACAGAGAAGAAAGCCUUGUCAUUUGGGCUACCCCUUGUUUACAGGAUAGCAGGCGAGUAAUUACGGAGUUGGCUGAUCACAGUUUAAAUGGGAAUUUCCCUGAAGAAGAAAUGCAGAUAAUGGCUUACCUAGCAAAGGAGUGCCUGCUUUUGAAUCCUGAUGAUCGACCGACCAUGGGUGAGAUUGUUCAAAUCCUUUCAACAAUUGCACCUGAUAAAUCCAGAAGGAGAAACCUUCCUGUAUAUCUUUACCAGAGGUCAUCCCCUCAUAGGAUAAGGAGUGAAUCCUUCAUUCAAAGGCAUACCAAUCAAAUGGAGAAGAGGCCAGUCCCAUCCAGUAAACGUUGUUCACUGCAGUUGUCAGGUCCUAUUGAUGGUGAGGAGACAAGGCCAGCCCCAUCAAGUAAGGAAUCAACUCCUUGUUCCCCAGCGGUAGAAGUUGAUAGUAUAGUGUGUGUUGGGGACGAUAGCAAUGAAGCAGAUCAUACUUCGCCCGAGUAUAUAAAGAGCCUGAUACUCGAGACUUCGAACAGUUCAAGUUGGCAUGCCUCCAAUGAUGAAGUGGACUUAACUGAGCCACGGUUUGAAUCAUUUUGGAUGGCCAAUAUUAAGACCCCUUGAUGAAAGCAACCUGAUUAGUGCAGAGGUUGGCAAAAAGAUGGGAAAAAACUCAUGCUAACAAUGUUUUUGGUGGUACAAGUUUGUUGAAGUACUUUAAUGCUUGUAGAUAUAUGUGUAUAUAUAUUAUCUGGGCUUAUUGGUUUCAGAUUGCUCAAAGAAGAAGCAAGCUGAUUUUUUCUCUGUUUAUUUUCUUCUUAACUGUUUUUGUCUUUCCUUUAAAGAAGAAGGGCACGUUACAGGCUUUCUUGUAAACGAAAUAUGAACCCAGGAAUAUGAAA
Juglans regia (Persian walnut) is the source of this 3052-nucleotide messenger RNA. Its product is annotated as receptor-like serine/threonine-protein kinase NCRK. The transcript has 11 exons. The coding region runs from base 852 to 2774 and encodes 640 amino acids. Gene Ontology annotation, biological process: protein phosphorylation. NCBI's taxonomy places the organism in Eukaryota, Viridiplantae, Streptophyta, Magnoliopsida, Fagales, Juglandaceae. Gene Ontology annotation, molecular function: protein kinase activity; ATP binding. The record is from RefSeq and is a predicted model, not a curated record.